AUGGAAGGUUUGAAAAAAAAGAUUUUUGGCGUUUGCCUGAAAAAUGACUUAGCGCAGCCCAGGAAUGAGACGAAAGGAAUUAACUAUGAGUCAGUGACCCUGGAAACUUCUAAACAGCUGGAAGAAUUUCUCCAUCUGCUACUAAUAAAGAGAGAAGUAAUACAGAAUUUUGAGCUGUUAUUUCACAUCGUAAACGUUGCCGUUAAAAUCACGGAUGCGAAUCUUUCAAGUGAUGAUAUUUGGCAUUCAAUUUUGAAAUUGAGAUUUUCUUCUGAAAUUAAGAUAGAUGAAGACUGUAAAGUUUUGAAUUAUUUAAUUGAGAUUGGAAUCGCAACGGAAAAUCCGAUCAGUUGGAAAUGCUUGGCUGUUGUUAGUACCAUCCUUAGCAGUGUUCCUCGAUCCAAAACGAUUAUAGUCAAACUGAUUGAAACUGAAUAUGCUAAAAAAAUUGGCCAGUUGUUUGAUAAUAUACAGGAUUUGCAGCAAGGAAAUUUUCUGGUGAGAAUUCUCUCUAACUGUUUUGUGAAAAGUGAUUCAAGUUCCAAGAAAGUAGAAAGGAUACCUCAGUUAUGGCAAAGCAGGUCUAAGAACAAAUUUUUCUUUGAAAAUAAAUUUUACCCUCUUAGCGGCAAACAUGGGAGCUCACAAACUUGCCGAUUUCUUUGCAAUAAUUUCAUAUCAACCUUAUUAUUUACGGGAAUUCUAAGGCAGGUUUCUUAUAGCGGAUCUGAAGCAUUAAAAAACCUCCGCAUAUUGAAGAAAAAAGAAGAUGGCAAUGAAAGUUCUUAUUUCAUUCAAUGCAUAUACAACAAAAUCUACCUUUGGUUGGACGAAGAAGCCCCAUUGGAAUUUGAGAGGAAAAAAAUCAGGAUUAUUAAGAACUUGAAAAACAAAAUUCAGAUUAAAUUGAGACAUCCCUUUCAUGAAUGUGUGAGAACCACCGCUGAUAACAUAGAACUUUUAUUUAACAAAACAAGAGGAUUUCAACUGGAAUUUGAGGAUGAGAAAUUAGGUGAAGCCUUUUUCCACAAUGUUAACAAUAUACCUAAGAUAAGUGAAGUACAAACCUUUUUAGUGUUAGACUAUAUUGAGGAGGAACCCGAAGAUGAGGGUGAAGAAGAGGAGCAAAUUGGAAGGAUCGAUGAGCCGAAAGAAGACGAAGAGGGAGAAUCUCUCGAUGAAUUAUCCACUCCCAUGUCAUAUCCAAUAAAAUCAUCUAUUUCCCGUAACGAAAAGGUUCAGUUAGUCACUCCUGACCGUUCCGUUUCCAUAAGAUCUGAUGAAUGGGAUUUAAAGUCAAGUACGGAAGACGGAGAAGACAAUGUUACUCUCACAGAUCUAAAAAUAAACAGCACCAAGGAUACAAAAAGGCCAAGGAAUUACGUCCAUAUUGAUUCAGAAGACCAGUCACCUGUAGUAUCCGCUCAAAUGAGGAAAAUGAGAAGAGAGUCUACUAAGACACUAGAAAUUUUGAGGCAAGAAUUUAAGGAUAAGGAUGUACAAAACGAAGAACGCCCAUCUGAACAGAUACAAGAGGCGUUUUUAAAUACGUCCUCGUUAGUUGUAGGUAAAUCGCGUCUUGUUAAUCAUAAGGAAAAGCCUAAUAUUGAUCAAAAGGUCAUUGGAAUAACUGAAUUAAAGUCGAAUUCCUCUAUCAAGAAAAGAGAUAUUAACAUUCUUGACACCAUAUUUGGGCAACCUCCGUCUAAGAAGCAGAAGCAAUUCCACAAAAAGGAGAAGAAGCAGCAGAAAAAGCUAACAAAUUUUAAGCCCAUUAUCGAUGUCCCUUCCCAAGAUAAACGCAAUCUCAGAUCAAAUGCUCCGACAAAACCCAAAUCCAUAAAAGUAAAUAAGCUGCGUACCCAUAAAGAAGUUACAGGAGAAAAGUCAAUCACAGAAACAACAGCCGAGAAAGUUAAUGAUCAGGCUGUGCACACCAACAAUGAACGAAUGGCAAGCGACGCAAGUGAAAAAAAAGGUAGUUCUAUGAAUGAAGAGCAUGAUAAGCUUCAAGAAAACUGCUCUCCAGAUGUUAAUGAAAGCAAAGAAAUUACUAGAGAUGGCGCUAAAGUAUCUCUUCAGUCCGAAAAAAGAAAAGAAACCUUUACUAAUUCAAGCGUAGUAGAAAAUCAUAACCUGCCAGACAAAGACUGUAACAAUUGUAACAUUACAGAUAUUUUGGAAUCCACCACUGUUAUUGACUUAUAUUCACCUCAUGGAUCAUCUGUUCCUGGUCAGAAUUCGUUCACGAAUAAGCUGCAAGAACAAAUUUAUAGCUCAAUCAAUCAUUUUUCUAAUGAGUUGGUAAGAAAAAUUUCAAUAAUAAACCAAGAGUUAAAUACUAAAAUCUUGAAAGAGUUGUCCGAAAAAUACCAAAAGCUAUUUUCCGAAUUACAAGAUAAUUUCCAGAAUGAUACCAAUGAGAUGCUUAAAUUCAUGGGUGAGAUCAAAGACAUGAUCAAUCUCCCUGAAGAUCAGCUAGUUCAUGCUAUUAGGACAAGGAAAUUCAAUAAUAACGGGGGAUAA
Molecule: messenger RNA, 2526 nt
Organism: Saccharomyces paradoxus
Lineage: Eukaryota; Fungi; Ascomycota; Saccharomycetes; Saccharomycetales; Saccharomycetaceae
Gene: RED1
Product: Red1p
Exons: 1
Coding region: 1-2526 (841 amino acids)
Biological process (GO): reciprocal meiotic recombination
Source: RefSeq, a predicted model, not a curated record